AUGUCUGGCAAGCCCCCGCCAAAGGGGCCUAGGGCUCUGCUCGGCGGUACCCCAGGCCAGUCCACUUCCUCAUCAACCUCAAACCCUACAACAUCAUCGACAGCAACGUCAACCACAACCACAAACGCACGACCCCCGCUCCCCAUCAAUGCUGCGACGGGAAGCAGGAUCGGCGCUGUUCCUCCUACGGGCCCGCGCAGUUUGCAGAUGCAGGCUGCCCAUUCUAGGUCUGUGUCCUCAAAGCAUCCAACGCCAAAUGGAACGAAUGUGAAUGGCGCUCUCAGGCCUGAUCGCCAGCCUGUAUCGAUGCGCCCGGCGAAAAGACUCGAUGCAAGGGGAGGGUAUGAGGGCGGUGUUAAUGGGAGCACUAGCAGGCAGGAGACGACACGCCUGCCGUCCCCUCCGCCUCCACCACCGCUCGGUCCAACAGGCGAGCUAAAACCUGACCGUCCUGCGCUGCAUAUCUCGAUGCAACCGAAACACCCCGCCCGCGAGCGGCUGCACCUAGGCCACGACACACCUCUCAAUCUAAAUACCAAUUCCAAUACACAUCCAAAUUCAAGUACAAGUUCAAAUUCAAGUUCAAUACAUACACAACCACCACCUCCACCACCACCACCACCGACGUACGACCCGCCUCCUCCGCCGCCGCCAUCACAGCCUCCACCACCAUGUCCCCCUCCUCCAGACGCCGCCAGUGGAAGUGCUGCGCGGGGACCACCAGCUGAACCAUCUCCACCACCACCUCCAUCGUCAACACCACCACCAGCGCCCUCGCCCCCUCCCCCGCCUCCACCACUGCCGCCUACAUCUGAGCCGCCGCCGAUCCCGCCUCCUCCUCCGCUUCCUUCUUCGUCUUCGGGGGUAAAAGUGAAUGGGAGUGUGAAUGCUUCGUCACAUUCUCAACCUGCUUUGACUCGUUCGAAUCCUUCUUCGUCGUCGUCGUCGUUUGCUGCGUCGUCUUCUUCUUCUUCUUCGUCGUUACCCCCAUCCGCAUCCGCUUCGACGUCGACGUCGACGCAGCAGCAGCAGCCGCUACCGCAGAGACAUGCACUACCGCAUAAACCUGUUGUGAGCUCUUUGCCUGCUAGACCUGUUAAUGGACGGGAUGGACGUGAUGGGAGGGAGAGGGAGGGGUCGUAUCCUAGAGAACGCGAUCGGGAUGGGAGGGAUGGGAGGGAUGGGAAAAAUAGAGAUGGGAGGGAUGGGAGAGAAAGAGAAAGAGAGCGUGAUUGGGAGAGGGAGAGGGAUGUAAGAGAGAGGGAUGUAAGAGAAAGAGAAAGAGACAGAGAUGUAAGAGACAGGGAGAGGGAGAGGGAGAGAUACAGACCGACGCGUGGAGAACGUGAACGCGAGCGUGUGGAGCGUGUGGAGGGGUAUGAAUCUGCGAGUGGGCCUGUUGCGUCUACUUCGCGGUUAGCUCUACCAGCGCAGUCGCAAUCUCAAUCUCAAUCGCCACAACCACCACCACCACCACCUCCUCCUCCUUCUUCUUCUUCUUCUUCAGAACUACCUCUGGAGGCACAGACUGAAUCGCAUUCAAUAUCAACGUCGUCAAAACCACCAACAUCGUCAAAACUUCAUUCAGAAACGACAGAAACGGAAAGGACGGAACCACAGACAGAAACAGAAACAGAAACAGAAACGCCAAAAUUCAAAUACGACCCUACGCCCCCGUGGCCCCCGCCCGCAUCUGCAUAUCCGCCCGGUGUGCGCUCGUGGAAGGUGUUGUAUGAUCCUGCGGUUGAUUCUGGGGUUGGUUCGUCGUCUUCCUCAUAUUCGUCGUAUGGGUCGUAUUCGACGUAUGGGUCGUAUGGGUCGACUUCGUAUGGAUCGUAUGGGUCGUCGUAUGCCUCGACGUCGACGUUUUUGCAGGGUAGUAGUAGUAGCGGUAGCGGUGCUGGUGGGGUAAGUGGAAGUGGAAGUGGGGUAAAUGGCACAGGAGCAGGAACAGGAGGAGGAGGAGGAGGAGGAGGAGGACCAGGACCAGGACCAGGACCUUACAAAACCGCAGCGUAUUACCGCGCGCUGAUUGAGCAUGUGAGGAGGUAUAUGCCUUUUCAUGUGCCGUUGUCUGCGCGGUCUUCAGCCUCUGGGGCUGGUGUUGAUGAGGGACAGGGAGGCAAAGAAGGCGGAGGAGGAGAAGGACAGGCGCAGGUACAAGGCGAACCAAGAAUACGCGGGAAAGGAAAAGGGAAAGAGGUGCUUGUGCGAUAUGAGGGGUGUGUAGUUGGAGAUCGGGUUUUUUCUAGUGCCUCUGGUUCCUCUUCCUUUGCUUCUUCUUCCUUUCCUGGUUCCUCUUCCUCCGCUGCGAAUCCGAAUGUAGGCGAAGACAUUGGAGAUGGGGGGAUAAGGGAAGAAGAGAUUGUACUCCCGCUGCGCGAUCCGCGGCUUGAUAUCCGAUUUGGGUUUGGGUUGGGUUUGGAGGGGGCUGGUAGGAGGCAGGGACAAGGGCAGGGGGGACAGGGACAAGGGCAGGGGGGGUGGAGGCAUGUGAGGACGGAGUUUUUGGAGGUGCGGUAUGAGGUGAGUUUUAGAGUUUAG
Messenger RNA from Psilocybe cubensis, 2544 nucleotides. RefSeq lists its product as uncharacterized. NCBI's taxonomy places the organism in Eukaryota, Fungi, Basidiomycota, Agaricomycetes, Agaricales, Agrocybaceae. The record is from RefSeq and is a predicted model, not a curated record. The transcript is spliced from 2 exons. The coding region runs from base 1 to 2544 and encodes 847 amino acids.